Messenger RNA from Prunus dulcis (almond), 1019 nucleotides. Its product is annotated as ubiquitin domain-containing protein 1-like. NCBI's taxonomy places the organism in Eukaryota, Viridiplantae, Streptophyta, Magnoliopsida, Rosales, Rosaceae. The coding region runs from base 301 to 645 and encodes 114 amino acids. The record is from RefSeq and is a predicted model, not a curated record. The transcript has 4 exons.
CCUGUCAUUCGUAUAUAAUUGAGCAAUGAUUAAUUAAAUCAUAAAUACAUUAAAAAAAAAUCUAAAAAAAUCUAAAAAAAUCUAAUAAAGCCUCCGACUUUUACUAUUACAACUCUCGAUCUGUCACCGGAAAAACCGCAGGCUCUCUGGCCGGAAGUCAGGACGGGUCGGGUCUAUCCACUUUUGACUUUGCGUCUUCACGAAGCUGAAGCUCGAAGCUCAAAGCUGCUUGCUUGCUUCUUCUUCUGCUUCUUUCGGAGCUCUCAAUUUCUCUCGUUUUCGUUUAUCUCUCUCUGUAGAAUGGGUUGUGCUGGAUCGUCACAGACCAAAGGAGACGGGGCUUUGAAAAAGGUUCGGAAGCCAAAACCUUGGAAGCAUCCUCAGCCAUUAACAAAGUCUCAGCUCUUGCAGUUGCGCGAAGAGUUUUGGGACACUGCUCCUCACUAUGGAGGCAGGAAAGAGAUUUGGGAUGCACUUCGAGCUGCUGCUGAAGCAGAUCUAAGCCUUGCACAAGCGAUUGUGGACAGUGCUGGGGUCAUUGUUCAAAGUGCUGAUUUGACAAUUUGCUAUGAUGAAAGAGGUGCAAAAUAUGAACUACCCAAGUAUGUUUUGAGUGAGCCAACCAACUUGAUUCGAGAGAGUUGACUCAAGGAGAGGAUAUGACAAACUUUGUUCACAAGAUUGAAUGUAAAUCAUGUAUAUUUUUCUCUCAUUCUCUUCCAUAUCUUUAAUAGAGUUGGUCACUUUUUAUGCUUUUCCAUUUGCAUUCACUUGGAUUCUUCCUAGUUUGCUGUAAUCUUCAGUUGGACAGGAAUGCUUGGACUUAUUUUAUCUCAUUUGUUCCUUCUCCCUCCCUCUCUCUCUCUCUCUCCCCCCCUCCCCCCGAAAGAAAACCCCCAGGUUGUACCAAAUCUUUGGAACCAACAAGAUGCAGAUAAACGUAUUUUGUGAUAUUCAAAAUUUCAUUUUCUGUAAGUAGUUAAGACUCUAAGGACUCUUGUUGGAGCUCUACGCUGUCA